Molecule: messenger RNA, 606 nt
Organism: Cooperia oncophora
Lineage: Eukaryota; Metazoa; Nematoda; Chromadorea; Rhabditida; Trichostrongylidae
Source: the annotation of a GenBank genome assembly
AGACCAGGAGCGAAUGGACGACCUGGACCUGAUCAUGUGGCUUGCCCACCGUCAAUACGUCCACCACCAAGUUUCAAAGAAGCAGUGGCAUUAGGCUAUGAAGCUCUACCCGCUCUUCUGAGUGCUAACCAAUGCAUCAAAUGCCAUGCUGGAUCACCGGGUUUGCCUGGACCGAACGGGCCACCAGGCCCUCCUGGGCCGCCAGGUCGUAGAGGAGCACCUGGGCAACCUGGUAAGCCAGGUCUGAGGGGACCACGAGGCCCACCAGGCGAAAAAGGAACUCCGGGAAGAGAAGGACUUCCUGGUCUACCUGGGAGUCGUGGCCGAGCUGGCACGCGAAUCAUCAUCAAACCUGGACAGCCUGGCCGAUCUGGGCAGCGAGGCAUGCCAGGUAAACCUGGUCGCCCGGGGAUGCCUGGAAGAAGGGGUGAGCCAGGCGAACGUGGCCGUGUAGGGAACGCAGGCUAUCCAGGAGCGCCAGGUGUUUUGGGAAAUCCCGGUCGUCCAGGCAACCCUGGGGCUCCCGGACGGGAUGGUAAUUACUGUAAAUGUAGGCCACGUACAUCACCUCUUCCUAGCAGGUAUCCUCGUAUUCGACGAAAUUGA